CCUAAAUCGAAAUCAUCCUUCCUCCCACGUCCACGUCUUUCAGCGUCCCUCAACUAAGCUUAUCGCCAAAACAACAUCGCAUCAUCGCGGUAUAGGAUUUCGUUCCAUCCGCCAUGAUCCGGUAGUGAAGAAGGGCCAUCAACUUGUGGGCGUGACGCGCGCAUUCCGUCUUCAUUUCCAUUCUAUUUAGAUCGCCUUCGGGAUCGACCGUCCACCUACCUGGUCAGCUCUGGUUGGCCCAUCCUCAACAAUCCCGCAUUGGCUUCACCUUUUUCUGUAAUACUUUGGGAGGGAGGCCUCUUUCCAGUUACUUAAUAUUAUAUUCUAUCUCUUUACUUUCUAUCUAUUUGCAAGAGAAAGUGUUGUAUAGGUAUCAGGCAUCAUGGACAGUUGGAGUGUAUAUGUCGCCGACCGUUGUGACUCGCUCCGUGAGGGCGGGUUCACCAACUUCUUCAUCUCUAUUUUAAUCGUCAUCGGUAUAAUGCUAUCAUACGUAACACAACACUAUCGAAUCAUUUCUCGUGGUUCCUCAGAAGGCAUUUCUCCGUAUUUCGUCCUACUCGGUGUCACAUCAGCGAACUCCCAGUUCGGAAAUAUCCUUACGCUACCUCAGUCCCGAGCCGACGUUGCCUGCUGCAAGGAAGUUAGUCCGUUUGAAUGUACUGCUGGGUUACUUGGGAUUGCACAAAUCGGAACACAGUGGAUAUGUUUCGCCGUCAUUCUGGUCCUAUUCUUGGUCUUCUUCCGUAGGGACGAUGUCGACGACGAGUACGAGCGGGAUCCUGGCCAACCGACCUGGAGAACCGCAAUUACGGUGGCCGCAGUAUGUUUAGUUCACGGCCUCCUCGUCGUCAUCAUAUCAGCUGCAUUUGCACUAGGUGCACCUGGAUACUUAGGAGCCUGGGCGAAUUUCUUGGGGAUCAUGUCUGCUGUGCUCGCCGCUAUUCAGUACAUUCCUCAGAUCUACACCACAUAUCACAUCAAACAUGCUGGUAGCCUGAGUAUUCUAAUGAUGUGUAUACAAACCCCCGGUGGACUCCUUUUCGCUGCUAGUCUGGCGGCACGUCUUGGCUGGGCAGGUUGGAGUUCAUGGGGUGUAUACGUUCUGACUGCUAUAAUGCAGGGUAUUCUGUUAAUGAUGGCCAUAUCAUACGAGUGGCCUUCACAGGAAGAACGGGCCCAUCAUUCCACACCGCAACCACAACGACCACCUUAUAACCGACGAACUACACCUAGGGUCUUACCUUCUCCUGGACCAUACUCGGCUCACUUACAGGCCUAUGCCGAAACUCAAGAAGAAAUCGAACGUGCUCUUGAUCGCGAAAGUGUGCAAGGAGUAGGAGAGAACCAGCCUCUCCUAGCGCCAGGGGGCUUGGGCAGUUCAGGUGUUCGGUAGUGGAUCGUACAUUAAGAGCAGGGACGGCUCUACUCUCGUUUCCCCAUCGGGUCUCUAUCUCUUGACCACAAGAAUGUCCAUAUAUGUCUGCUUAGCAACCUAUCCAGAUUUGAGAGGUGUUGUAUAAAAGAAUGAAAAUGACUUCUAGACAUGCAGAUGGAGUGUAUUCGCUAGUGCAAGUUGAUAUUUGAUAGAUCUAGCUUUAUACAAGAACUAAAUUGAUUGGGAGAAUAGUGGGCUUGCUAUGUGGUUAAUUGAUACAGAAAAUGGGUGUAUAGUGAAGAGUAUCCUAGAAUAGCUUCAGUGUGCCAAGUAUGAAACAUGAUGAUUC
Annulohypoxylon maeteangense is the source of this 1727-nucleotide messenger RNA. RefSeq lists its product as uncharacterized. The transcript is spliced from 3 exons. NCBI's taxonomy places the organism in Eukaryota, Fungi, Ascomycota, Sordariomycetes, Xylariales, Hypoxylaceae. The coding region runs from base 383 to 1396 and encodes 337 amino acids. The record is from RefSeq and is a predicted model, not a curated record.